This is a messenger RNA of Aspergillus clavatus NRRL 1, 726 nucleotides long. RefSeq names its product copper chaperone CCS1. Gene Ontology annotation, biological process: removal of superoxide radicals. The record is from RefSeq and is a predicted model, not a curated record. The transcript has 3 exons. Lineage: Eukaryota; Fungi; Ascomycota; Eurotiomycetes; Eurotiales; Aspergillaceae. The coding region runs from base 1 to 726 and encodes 241 amino acids. Gene Ontology annotation, molecular function: superoxide dismutase copper chaperone activity; copper ion binding. Gene Ontology annotation, cellular component: cytoplasm.
AUGACCUGCGAGAGCUGCGUUCAGGAUGUGUCGAGCUCGCUCUAUAAGUUGGAGGGAAUCAACAAGGUCGAGGCCAACCUCAAGGAUCAACUGGUGUUCAUCGAGGGUACCGCGCCACCCAGCUCGAUCGUGAACGCUAUUCAAGCUACUGGCCGGGAUGCCAUUCUACGCGGAAGCGGCACAUCAAAUAAUCCAUGGGGUAUGAUAGGCUCAGCCGUCUGCAUAUUCGAGACGCAUUCGACAGCCGUACCGAAUAAGAUCCGCGGCCUCGCUCGCAUGGUGCAAGUCUCCCCGACCAUGACGCUCGUGGACUUGACGGUCAACGGGCUGGCCCCGGGCAAAUACUGGGCGACGGUUCGGGAAGCAGGUGAUAUCUCACGCGGGGCGGAGUCUACGGGGGGCAUCUGGGAGGCCUUGAAGGCGAAAGUGACGGGCGGCGAGGCGCCCAAGGAGCCGCGCGGCAUCUUUGGGAGCGUGGAUGUGGACGAGAAGGGCCGGGGCAACGUGUUUCUGGAUCGGCCAGUGGCCAUCUGGGAGAUGAUUGGAAGGAGUAUGGUUCUGUCGAAGAGCGCGGAGGGACCGUUCCGGCGCGAGGAUCCUGACACGCUGGUCGGGGUAAUUGCGCGCAGCGCGGGUGUCUGGGAUAAUGACAAGAUGGUGUGCUCCUGCUCCGGGAAGAAUGUCUGGCAGGAGCGGCAGGAGCUGGUGGCCCAGGGGAUGGUGUAG